Messenger RNA from Drosophila gunungcola (fruit fly), 1697 nucleotides. RefSeq names its product protein male-specific lethal-3 (gene msl-3). The coding region runs from base 91 to 1629 and encodes 512 amino acids. The record is from RefSeq and is a predicted model, not a curated record. NCBI's taxonomy places the organism in Eukaryota, Metazoa, Arthropoda, Insecta, Diptera, Drosophilidae. Gene Ontology annotation, biological process: regulation of DNA-templated transcription; chromatin organization. The transcript has 6 exons. Gene Ontology annotation, cellular component: MSL complex; nucleus; NuA4 histone acetyltransferase complex.
UGUUUGUCCACCUCUAGCGACGCUCGUCGUUGGAUUUUUCAAUAUUUACUAGUCUUAAGUGAAUUAUUUACCCUAUUCUUUGCUCAAGUGAUGACGGAACUGAAGGACGAGAUCCCGAUUUUCCGCAAGGGCGAGAUAGUCCUCUGCUACGAGCCGGAUAAAUCGAAGGCCCGAGUUCUAUACACCAGCAAGGUUCUGAACGUCUUUGAGCGCCGCGACGAAUAUGGAUUGAGGUAUUACGACUACAAGAUCCACUUCCAGGGCUGGCGGCCCUCAUACGACCGCUCGGUUCGCGCCACAGUGCUGCUGAAAGACACCGAGGAAAAUCGCCAGUUGCAGCGCGAAUUGGCUGAGGCAGCCCAGCUGCAAAUCAGGGGGGACUACUCCUACAAGGGCACGCCCGACAAGCCGGUGGCCAAGAAAAAGCGCGGCACUCGGGGGGCCCACGCAGAAGACCCAUUGGCAGAUCCGCUGGACACGGGACACCCACCGGCGGAACAGGAAAUGGCGCCCACACAUCGCUCAGCCGGUGGCAACCGUUCGCGAGACAACAGCGGUGGCAACAGAAAGGAAAAGCCCGCCCCCGCCGAGGGCAGGCCAAAGGCGAACCCUCGAGGACGACCCACAGAGGCCAGCCAGCACCAUGAGAUCAUGGAUCCCGCUGCCGAGCGCUUUGUCCACCAGGAAGAUCGCAUUAUGAUGCGCGUCAGCGAGCGACUGCGCGAGCUAAUCGAGUACGACCGGAACAUGGUCAAGAAGCUGGGCAAACAGCACGCCCUUCCCGCCCGCAUGCCCAUCGUGUCCAUCAUGGAGAACUUCGUCAAGCAGCGGGCCGUGGAGCUGGCCAUUGGCAUCAAGCAGGACAGCUCGCGGGCCAGGAACACGCAGAGCCGGAAUGCGCGCAUGGAGCGGGAAUACGAUCGGGUCAUGUCAAACGUCUGCAUGCUGAAGGAGGUGGUGGAUGGCCUGCGCAUCUAUUUCGAGUUUCACCUGGACGAUCAUCUGCUGUACAAGGAGGAGAAGGAGUACAUCCACAACUACCUCACGGACGACAACAUGCGCAACUGCAGUUUGAUACUGAACAAGUCGUACGACUUCAUCAAUCCCGGUGGCGAAACGGAGCUGAUCUCGCUGGAUGGCACGCCCGUGGGACCGGGCAAGACCAACGGCCAGAUCGAUGGCGGCAUUCUCGGCGGCAAGGAGUACGAGAAGCAGCUGCAAAAGUGCCUGCUCUACAUAGUGAACAGCAGCGGGAAGAACACGGCGCAGGCCUACGAUCGCUCAUCGCCAUACACGGCUGCCUACAAAUUGCCACCGGAGAUGCGCGGCUUUCUGAACGAAACAUUCAACUGGCGGCUUCUGUCAGCGGAGUCUCCGCCGGAGAAGUCCAUGGUGUUUGGCGCUCCCCAUCUGGCUAGACUGAUGAUAAAAAUGCCCAUGUUCCUCAACGCUUCGCCCAUUAGCAAUAGGAAGCUGGAAGAUCUACUUCCCCACCUCGACUCCUUUAUCAACUACUUGGAAAACCACAGGGAGUGGUUCGACAAGGAAAACUAUGUAAAUCCCACCGCUUUGCCCCAGGACGAGCUGCAGCGCGAGCUGUUGAACUCCCUGGACGGCAUAGCCGCUUAGCUUUAGUCGAUCGUAGUUCUCUAGUUUAUUUAUUAUAAAGAUUAAAGCUUAUGUUCUUUUAUUUUAAA